Messenger RNA from Tribolium castaneum (red flour beetle), 2863 nucleotides. Its product is annotated as retinal homeobox. The record is from RefSeq and is a predicted model, not a curated record. Gene Ontology annotation, biological process: positive regulation of transcription by RNA polymerase II. The transcript has 3 exons. Bases 191 to 1027 code for a protein of 278 amino acids. Lineage: Eukaryota; Metazoa; Arthropoda; Insecta; Coleoptera; Tenebrionidae. Gene Ontology annotation, molecular function: DNA-binding transcription factor activity, RNA polymerase II-specific; RNA polymerase II cis-regulatory region sequence-specific DNA binding.
CUGUGAAAUUUCCAGCACAGACUCUAUUACUGUUGGCGGGCAUCCAACCUUUCGUCUCUCUCUACCCUCCAGGACUCCAUGAUGGAUGUCCAAAGUGUUUCAUUGGUCCUCGACGUAUUGAACACGCCCCUGAAAACCGCCCCUAGGUAUCCAAGCGUGGAAGCCGACUUCAGUCAGUUGAUGUGGCGCGAUGGAAUCGGACCGUUGUGAAGACACCUCGGCCAUGCUUAACUACGGCCUGGAUGUGAAACCCACGAGGAUGGUCGCCAGCCCCGGAACCGGACCCAGGCACACCAUCGACAACAUACUCGGACUCGUCCGGAAGGACGAGGGCGACCGCGACCGCGCCGCGACUCCCGGAAACACCGAAAGCGCAGGCGAAGGAAGUUGCAACUCAAACGACGGUGUCUCUGAGCUUCGAUACGGGAAAAUAUCGGGUCCUGUAGGAAGCGGUUCUGAAGAUGAAGGAACAGUCAAUAAUUCCGGUUUAUCAGAGGGAGACGGAUGCAAGAAAAAGCACAGGAGAAACAGGACCACGUUUACAACAUAUCAACUACACGAACUAGAACGCGCCUUUGAAAAAAGUCAUUAUCCUGACGUUUACAGCAGAGAAGAACUUGCCAUGAAAGUCAACCUGCCGGAAGUCAGAGUACAGGUAUGGUUCCAGAACCGCCGCGCCAAGUGGCGGCGCCAGGAGAAGAUGGAGGCGGCGAGGCUGGGCCUGAGUGAGUACCACGCCGUCUCCUCCUUGUCCCGGGCCACCGGCUCGACCCUGGCUCUGCCCAUGGACCCCUGGCUGUCGCCGCCGCUGCUGUCCGCCCUGCCGGGGUUCCUCAGCCACCCCCAGACGGGGUACCCCAGCUACCUCACGUCGCCCAUCGCGACAGACCCCAGCAGACCCCCGCCCGUCGCGCACUCGCACUCGCCCACCGUCACCCCCGACCUCAGAACUACCUCAAUAGCGGCGCUGCGUCUCAAAGCCAAGGAGCAUGUGGAGAACAUCACCAAAGGACUGCAAAUGGUGUAGGUGCGGUUCCAGUGACAAUCAUUUUGUACAUAUCUGUGUUGCGUUCACUGUAAAUAUCAAUGUGUAUAUUUUGUCUCAAUUAUUGUGAAUAUUUAUUAUAGUUGUUGGACUUUUUGUGAUCGAGUGUUAAGGUUUAUUUUGCAAUUGCCACCAGUGACUGUUUAGUCCAGUCAACGAACCCUCAAAAAAAUAAUUUUGGACUUCAGGUUUGUGUUUGGCCUUAUACCAGAAGUACCAGGUUCUACGUGUUGAGUACCAAAACGGUGCCGUUUUCUGGUUCUUAGUUUCUAUCUCGAAAAUAAAACGUAUUGCGAUAAAAUUACUAAUGAAUAAUGUAAAAAGGUAACAAAACUUUCCACAAGACUGUGAUUAUUAGUUUCUCUGUAUUUUAAACAGUUUGUAAGAUCGUACUUUAAAAAAAUUCGAGUACUUUUUUUGUUGUGUUGUUAUUAAAUAAGUAUAACAAUUUAUUUCUUACUAAUUCACUAAAGUCAAAUUUUGUCUAAGAAACUGUAACCAUAAUGAGGGUGAUUUUCCCUUGCGGGAGUUAUAGAAGUGAAUUAUACAUCCUUAAUUUCUUCCAAUCUUCAAUCAUUUAUCUCAUUGUUUCUUGUGCAUUGUUUCAGACUUUGCCGAAAUCAAAACGUAACCUGUUUUUUUGUUUAUUUUGCAAUUCGUCCAAGAUUUUACUUUUUAACUUCCUUUUAUAAAGCAACAAUUUUUUUAUGAAAAAAAGCGGCUCUCGCGACCGUAUCUCUUUGGUAUAUCAAUAACUAGAAUAAAGUAUUUUUAAAAACACGCCAAGUACCAUAGCGAUUUAAAAAUAUUGUGCGAAUUUUAGUAAAUUAAAACAAAAUUAGUGUAAAAAGUAAAUCAGUAAAUCAAUUUAUUAAAUAAAUUUGCAUCGUUUUUAAGACGAACGGGCUAAAUUUCAAAACACAAAUUAAAAAGGGGUUUUCGACAGCUUUUUUCAAGGGGCUGUAGUUAGAUUUUCCAAGAGAUUUUUUUGGAUAUAGAUCUAUAAAUUUUUUUUAACCUAAAAAACCACUUCUUAAAAUCAUUUGCGCUAUCGAUUUUUGUUAAUAAAAAAAACUUAUUCUCCAACUUGGUUUGCAACAAUUAAGUAUUAUUCGAUUAUUUAACAGUACAUAAGAGACACAAGAAUCGCGUUUUUUUAUUUUUGUAAUGGAUGAUUUAGUGCAAACUAAGAAAAAAACGAAACUUUAUAAUUUGAUUUGAGUAAGUAUGAUAAUUAUCGUUUUCACAAAAAUUGAAAAAUAUAUCACAUGGUACAACAUAUAGUUUUGGAAACAGAUAAAACAGAGUUUAUUCGCACAAAAAUGCAAUGUUUGUCAGUGGAUAUCUGAGAAAUUAUUUGAGAUUAAAAAUCAAGAGGACUAUUUUUUAAAUAAUUGUACUAACUUUAAAUUUGUUUUUUGCUAGUUUUGUUACUUUGUAGGACCGAAAACUCUUAGUACUUCUAGUUUCUAACUAGCCUAAACACAGCCCUGAAAUAAAAAAUUCCUUCCCUCCCGGGCAUACUACAAAUUGUUCGUUGACUGGCUAUUUAGGUUUUUAUGUACUUAAAUGGCGAUUAAGUUUAGGUUAAUUUAUGAGAUUUAGACCAAAACCUAGUUUAAUUUAAUUGGAAGCGAAUGCAAUAAGUUUGGUCUAAAUUUCGCCCGGCGCAUCCACCAUUUUUGCGUGGCUGCCUGUUUUAGACGGUAGUAAUUUCGCAAUGAUUGAUUAUGAUUACUUAACUACAUAAUUGUUUCCUUUAGAGCUGUGAAUUUUUGUAAAUAAAGCACAAUAAAUUAUAUUACUUAAACGAUAUAA